GUGCAGUGGAGAGAGCACGAUGGGAUUCUCAGAGUUGCUGCACACCAUUGGCGGCAUGGGGAACUUCCAAAUCCUCCAAACUGCUCUCAUUAUGUUCCCUGCCAUCCUGAUCACUUGUCACAACUUCCUGCAGAACUUCACAGCCAUGACCCCAGAGCAUCACUGCCGGCCGGUCAACUGGACCAACGGGUCUCAGGUCCCAGGUGGUGUCCGAGAUGGGGAUUUGCUAAGAGUCUUCAUCCCACUGGACAAGGACCAGAAGCCUGAGCGUUGCCUGAGGUUCUCCGAGCCUCACUGGCAGAUCUUAAACCUCAAUGGCACUUCGUCUUUGAACUUGGACACCGAGGGCUGCCUGGAUGGGUGGGUGUAUGACCAAAGUGUUGACUCCUCCAUCGUUUCUGAGUGGGACCUGGUGUGCGAGCACAAGUCACUGAAGUCCAUUGCUCAGUCCAUAUACAUGACGGGACAGCUGGUGGGAGCUAUUACCUUUGGCAUCUUCUCUGACAGGUACGGGCGCAAGAGGGUGCUGCAGAGCGCGACAGUGCUGAUGAUCGCUGUGGGCCUGGGCGCCGCCUGCGCGCCCGGCUUCCCCGCCUACUGCGCCUUCAGGUUCCUCAGCGGGAUGGCGAUGACCGGCAUCAUCGUGGCCAGCCUCUGCCUCACCAUGGAGUGGACCCCGACGCAGAGGCGGACGCUGGUCAAUACCUACGCUAUGUAUAUGAUCACACUGGGCCAGGUGAUCCUCUCCGGCCUGGCCUACUUCAUCCGGCAAUGGCGCUGGCUACAGGGCACAGUAUCUGUCACCUACGUGAUUAUUCUUCUGUAUUCUUGGGGCCUGCCAGAAUCGGCUUGCUGGCUCGUGACCCACAACAAACUUGACAUGGCUGUGAAAAAUCUGCAGGCUGUGGCAAGAUUAAAUGGCAGAAAGGAGCAGGGGAGGAAACUCACUCCAGAGGUGGUAACCUUCCACAUGCAGGAGGACACAGCUGCUGUGAAGGAGUCUCCAUUCUUCUUAGAUCUCUUCCGCACUCCAGGACUCUGCAAAGUUACUUGCUGUAUUGCCCUGGGAUGGUUUUCUGCAGGCUUUUCCUUCUAUGGGCUGGCCUUAGAUGUGCAGAAAUUUGGGUUCAACAUCUACUGGGUACAAAUGCUGUUUACAGUUAUGGAUUUCCCCACAAAGCUGCUGGCAGGCCUGAGUAUGGGCUACUUUGGCCGCCGAAUCACUGUUGUCUCCCUGUUGUUGUUGGCCAGUUGCAUGAUCCUUGUCACCACAUUUGUUCCUCAAGACAUGAAUACCUUUCAGAUGAUCCUCUGUUUAUUUGGAAAAGGGAGCCUGGCUGGCUGUUUUACUUGUCUCUACCUAUACACCAUGGAGCUCUUCCCUACUGAAAUCAGGCAGAUAGGGAUGAGUGCCGGGAUCUUCAGCACACGCCUGGGCUCCCUCUUGGCUCCCCUCGUCUACAUCCUAGGAAGCCAUAGCCCAGUGCUACAGCCUGUGAUGUUUGGCCUCAUGCCUAUCCUGGCAGCUAUAGCAGCCUCCUUUUUGACAGAGACUAACAACCAGCCAUUGCUGGACACCAUCCAGGAGACAGAGAAGAGAAUGAAGAUGGCUCAUGACAAAAAAAGAAACAUCAGUGAAAAUACCACAAAGAAUGGAUUGGUCUCACUUCUAUCAGAAAUGACAAAAGUAGAAGGCACAGUGUGAUUUCUUUGGAACCACAACUAUAUUCUGAAUGGCCCUGCCUCUCUUCACAACUUUCUCACAUUUUGAAACGUGAGGGAUCUUGCCAAGGAAAUGCUAUGGCACCUCACUUGACCGUCUAAUGGAAAAGCAACGAUAGUGCUGUGAUAUGGAAAUAUUAUAAGGCAAAUGAAUCACUUGACUUAUAAACCAACUGAGAAAAGACAUGUAUUGGACAAUCAGGGACAUUUGAAUAUAAAGAAUGAGUUUUAAAUAAAUAUUAAGGAAUCUGUUGAUUUUGUUAAGUUGGCAGUGGCAUUGGGUUAUAUAAGCCAGUGUCCCUUUAAAUAAAAAGAAGAAAGGAAGAAGAAGAAGAAGAAGAAGAAGAAGAAGAAGAAGAAGAAGAAGAAGAAAGAAGAAGAAAGAAGAAGAAGAAAAGAUGUAAGUUGAAGUAUUUAGGAAUGAAAACAUUGGGGAAUUUGCUUUAAAAUACUAGAAAAGUGCAAAGAGUGAGUGCCAGGGUUGAAGCAGGGUGUUCCUUGUACUUCCUACUUCUGGAUGUUUGGAAAUGUUUAUGCUAGAAGUAUUUUUCAAGCUUUUUUCUAUGGUUAACCUAAAAUGAUGACUUGAUGGCUGAAAACAUCCCCCAGACUGCCUCCGCAAGGUUUUCGUCUCUUCUGCAGUGGCUCUCGUCAGACCAUGUGGUCUCUGCUUCAGCUCUUAGUAGCCACAGGACAAGGCCACAUUCUGCAGUGCCUGUAGACAACCCAACCAGCACUCUGGCCUGCAGCCCAGAGCCAGCUGCAUCCAUCUGUCCAGAUCACAGGGUGGAUGCCCAAGACUAUAAAAAGCCAAGAAUGAGCAGAGAGCUUCCAAUGGCAAGUGGUGGAUAGGUGUGUGGUGGAUAGGUGUGUCCAGGCUAUUAAUCUGAGCACCAUUGACAUAGCACCUGUUGGUAGUCCCUGAUAUUGUUCCUCAGUUUGGUAAUGGUCGUUUUAAGGACAUAUGCUUGAGACCAUGACCAGAAAGCCUUCAUGGGGUACUGUAUGAAGAAGAGCCUCCUGAAUUUCUGAAAAGUCACAGCGCCCACUUGUUACGACUGAGGUUCUGUUCAGUGUGGACAUGUAAAUGUAUAUUUUUUUCCUACAUCUAAGUUUUUCUAACAUAGAAGACAUAUGGAAUUAUUGCUGUGUUCAUGUUUUUGUUACUAGUGUCUGAUGUUAGAUUU
This is a messenger RNA of Nyctereutes procyonoides (raccoon dog), 2909 nucleotides long. RefSeq names its product solute carrier family 22 member 20-like. Gene Ontology annotation, biological process: transmembrane transport. Gene Ontology annotation, molecular function: transmembrane transporter activity. Bases 20 to 1705 code for a protein of 561 amino acids. NCBI's taxonomy places the organism in Eukaryota, Metazoa, Chordata, Mammalia, Carnivora, Canidae. The record is from RefSeq and is a predicted model, not a curated record. The transcript has 10 exons. Gene Ontology annotation, cellular component: membrane.